GGGGAGGGCCCUGCGGGCGCGGGUGCAUAAAGCCCAGCCCCACCGGCCUCGCCGCGCCGCUCCGCUCCGCUCCAGCAUGGGAGGCGCCCGCCGCCACCUCGCGCUCGUGCUGUGCACCUUGCUGAGCCUUCCUGAAGCUGGACCCCAGGAGACAAAGAGCUGCCAUAAGUGGUGUCCAGCCAACUCGGAAUGUGUCAGUAUCAGCACCUGUCGCUGUAAGCCAGGCUUCACCCCAUCGAAGAUGCUCAUCACCGACCCUACAGAGACCUGUGAAGACAUCAAUGAAUGUCUGUUACCCAUGGCAGCCAUCUGUGGAAAAUAUGCAACAUGUGAGAACACGGAGGGGAGCUACUACUGCAUGUGCAAUCCAGGAUAUGAGCUCAAAUCUGGGGCAAAAAAAUUCACUAACCAGAGUGAGAACACAUGUCAAGAUGUGAAUGAAUGUACCUCGGGACAGAACCCCUGCCACAAAUCCACCCACUGCAUCAACAAGUUGGGUGGCUAUUCUUGCAUCUGCCGCCCAGGCUGGAAGCCAAUUCCUGGAUCCCCCAAUGGGCCGAACACCACCAAAUGCGAAGAUGUGGACGAGUGCAGCACCAGGCAGCAUCAGUGCCACAGCUCCACUGUGUGCAGCAACAGCGCUGGCUCCUAUAAGUGCCACUGCCGCCCUGGCUGGGAGCCAGUUCCCGGGUCCUCUAGUGGCCCAAAGAACACCACUUGCAGAGAGCUGCUUUUCCCCACCUGGGCACCACCCAUGGGAGUCAACAGCCAGAGCUUCUCCUGCUUCUCUGUCGAAGUCCAGAAUCUGCUCAGAGACUUCAAUCCAGACAAUGCCAACACCACCAUUCAGAAACUCAUUGAGGCCUUGGACAAGCUGCUGGAAGCUCCUGGGGACAUAGAGACCCUCACCCUGAUGGCCCGCCACCAACUGGCCACCCAACUGCUCUUGAACCUUGAACAAACACUUCGGACUUUGGCACAGUCAUUACCCAAAGGCCUCUUCAUCUACACAUCCCCUUCAAACACAGAACUGUCCCUGAUCAAGGAGCAAGAGAACACAGGUAUCACUACCGUGGGCCACAACCAGGCAUCGAUGGAGCUGAACUGGACUGUGGCAGCUGGAGCCAAAAGCUCAGGAAAUGGCUACGCUGUGGCAGGCAUCCUGUCCAGUCCAAACAUGCAGAAAUUGCUGGCCAAUGCCUCCUUGAACCUGGAUAAGAGGCAAGUAGCACUGGAGGAGUUCUAUGAUAGCCCAGUCCGUGAUGUUUCACUCAAGCUCCUCUCGAACGUCAGUUCUGUCUUUAUGACCAACACGGACACCAAGAAACUGGCCUCAAAUGUCACCUUCACCUUCUCCUACUCUCGGGAGUCUAUUGGGCCUCGCCAAGAGCUCAUCUGUGCCUUCUGGCAAGGUCAGAGCAACGGAAGCGGACGCUGGGCCACUGAAGGCUGCUCAAUUCAAAGCCCGAAUGGCACAGAAUGCACCUGCAACCACUUGAGCAGCUUUGCCAUUCUAAUGGCCCACUAUCAUGUGCAGGACCCAAGGCUGGAACUGAUCACCAAAGUGGGGCUGUUGCUCUCCCUCAUUUGCCUCCUGCUGUGCAUCCUGACCUUCCUGCUGGUGCGGCCCAUCCAGAGCUCACGCACCACAGUGCACCUGCAUCUGUGUAUCUGCCUCUUCCUAGGCUCUGUCAUCUUCCUGGUGGGCAUCGAAAACGAAGGUGGUGAGGUGAGCCCACGCUGCCGCCUAGUGGCCGCACUGCUGCACUAUUGCUUCCUGGCCGCCUUCUGCUGGAUGAGCCUGGAAGGCCUGGAGCUUUACUUCCUUGUGGUUCGAGUGUUCCAGGGCCAGGGCUUGAGCACGCGUUGGCGUUGCCUGAUUGGCUACGGAACGCCUCUGCUUAUUGUGGCCAUUUCGGCAGCCUCCAACAUCCAGGGAUAUGGCCGCCCAACCUACUGCUGGCUGGACCACAGAAGUGGCUUUCUCUGGAGCUUCGUGGGACCCCUGGCAUUCAUCAUUUUGUGUAAUGCUAUCAUUUUUGUGAUCACCGUCUGGAAGCUCACAAAAAAGUUUUCGGAUAUCAACCCUGACAUGAAGAAAUUAAAGAAAGUGAGAGUGCUGACCAUCACUGCCAUUGCCCAACUCUUCGUGCUGGGCUGCACCUGGGUCUUUGGCCUGUUCCUCUUCAACCCCCACAGCACCUGGCUGUCCUACAUCUUUACCCUGCUCACCUGCCUGCAGGGCUUCUUCCUCUACUUGAUGCUCUGCCUGCUCAACAAGAAGGUGAGAGAAGAGUAUCGGAAGUGGGCCUGCAUGGUUGCUGGGAACAAGUACUCAGAGUUCAACUCUUCCACAGGCACUGGCACCAGCCAAAAUCAGACCCGGGUCCUUAGACCUCCAGAGUCCGGGAUGUGAAGGCAAGUUCCAGCCAGACCAGGAGCACACAAGGUUGUUCCUCUUCUGCAUUGUGUCCCAGCUUCCCUCCCCACUUUGGGCACCAUGUGUCACAGACUGUACAGCUGGCUCUGCGCCCAACAGGAUAGAGACCACUGAUCCUGCUUCUGGCUGUUCUUUGCCCAACCACAGCUAUCGCUUACCAUGGGGACAGAAGCCAACCCAGACCUGCAGAGCCCACUGCCCUGGUACAGAAGUUGUCCUGAGGUCCCUUAUCCUCAGCCUGGUUCUUUCCCCUCAACUGUCUUUGGCACAGACGAGGCCAGGGUGCUGGUUUCAACUUCUUUCUUAAGCUGAGACUGAUGUCAUGUCAGAGGCCAAGGACCCUGCCUACAACUGGCUCACGGUACAGAGACCCAACUCCCCACCCGCAGAGUGGAAGGAUCUCAUUAUUAUAAAGGUUGUGGAUGUUUUGUAAGGUUUUUAUCUGGUAACACUUAAAAUUAAAUAUCACACUGAUAGAAAA
Molecule: messenger RNA, 2921 nt
Organism: Nannospalax galili (Upper Galilee mountains blind mole rat)
Lineage: Eukaryota; Metazoa; Chordata; Mammalia; Rodentia; Spalacidae
Gene: Adgre5
Product: adhesion G protein-coupled receptor E5
Exons: 19
Coding region: 77-2416 (779 amino acids)
Biological process (GO): adenylate cyclase-activating G protein-coupled receptor signaling pathway; cell surface receptor signaling pathway
Cellular component (GO): membrane
Molecular function (GO): calcium ion binding; G protein-coupled receptor activity
Source: RefSeq, a predicted model, not a curated record